Molecule: messenger RNA, 1227 nt
Organism: Penicillium soppii
Lineage: Eukaryota; Fungi; Ascomycota; Eurotiomycetes; Eurotiales; Aspergillaceae
Product: alkene reductase
Exons: 3
Coding region: 1-1227 (408 amino acids)
Molecular function (GO): FMN binding; oxidoreductase activity
Source: RefSeq, a predicted model, not a curated record
AUGACCAUCCAAUACCUGAAGGGCAAAGACUCCAGUCUUUUCCAACCCCUGACUAUCUCCAAUGGCAACAUUACCCUCGAGCAUCGUGUCGUUCAUGCGCCAUUGACCCGCAACCGUGGAGAGCCAUUGCAAUCUACCAGCACCCCGGAUCAUCCCAAUCGUAUUUGGGUACCUGGAGAUGUGGUUGUGGAGUACUAUUCUCAACGUGCUACGAAGGGUGGCUUGAUUAUUUCCGAGGGAAUUCCACCAUCGCUCGAGAGCAACGGUAUGCCCGGAGUACCCGGCUUGUUUAUCCCCGAACAAGCACAGGGCUGGAAACGCGUGGUUGAUGCCGUGCAUGCAAAGGGCGGCAUUAUCUUUUGUCAACUAUGGCAUGCUGGCCGUGCUACAAUCCCCCAAAUGACGGGAUCGCCUGCUGUCUGCCCAUCAGCCAGUGCGUGGGAUUCUCCAGCGGAAUGUUACUCUCACCCCCCCGUUGGCUCCACCGAGCCCGUUCCCUACGCCAAUCACCCGCCGAUCGAAUUGACAGUGGACCACAUCAAACAGACUAUCGCUGAUUAUUGCACUGCCGCUAAGACGGCCAUGGAAAUUGGUUUCGAUGGUGUCGAGAUUCAUGGUGGCAAUGGUUAUCUGCCAGAGCAGUUCCUCAGCUCGAACAUUAACAAGCGUCAGGAUGCUUACGGUGGUACCCCAGAGAAGCGCUGCCAAUUCGUCUUUGAAUUGAUGUCCGAGGUGGCCAAGACUAUUGGCGAGGAAAACUUGUCGAUCAGAUUGUCGCCAUUCGGUCUGUUCAAUCAAGCUCGCGGAGAACAGCGUAUUGAAACUUGGACUCACCUGUGCGAGGGUCUGAAGAAGACCCUCCCGUCGCUGUCGUAUGUCAGCUUUAUUGAGCCGCGCUAUGAACAAAUCUUUGGCUAUGAAGAGAAGGACAAGUACCUUAAGAGCUGGGGUCUGCUGGACGUGACCCUUGAUCGCUUCCGUCAGAUCUUUGGGUCAACUCCAUUUUUCUCCGCUGGCGGCUGGGAUGAUCAAAACUCCUGGGGAGUUGUUGAAUCCGGUAAAUAUGAUGCUCUCCUGUAUGGUCGUUACUUUACUAGUAACCCGGAUCUGGUGCACCGAUUGAAGGAAAGGCUUCCUUUGGCCCCUUAUGACCGUACCCGGUUCUAUGGGCCGUUUGAGGACAAUGCUUUCCACUACACGGACUACCCUACCGUUGAUCAGAACUAA